GCCUGCCUCUCCUCAGCCUGACGAUGGCUGAAGCCCAGCUGUUUGUUUCACAGGACGAGUUCACCUGCUCGGUGUGUCUGGACACCCUGACUGACCCUGUGUCACUGCAUUGUGGCCACAGUUUCUGUCUGAAGUGCUUAACUAACUACUGGGAUCAGAGUCAAGAGUGCAGCUGUCCUCAGUGCAGACACACCUUCACCACAAGGCCUGAGCUGAACAGAAACACUCUGCUGAAUGAACUCAUCAAGAAAUUAAAGAAGACGACACUCAAUUCUCCUCCAUCUCAGAAUUAUGCCGGCCCUGGAGACGUGGAGUGUGACUUCUGUACUGGGAAGAAGUUCAUAGCGGUGAAGUCCUGUCUAACCUGCAUGGCCUCCUGCUGUCAGACUCAUCUGCAGCUUCACUAUGAAGUAGAGGCCUGGAAGGGACACAAGCUGGUUGAUCCUGAUAGAAAUCUGAAGGAGAAACUCUGUGAGAAACAUCAGAAAAGUCUGGAGAUGUUUUGCAGAACCGAUGAGACGUGUAUCUGCUUGAUGUGUGGAGUGACUGAACAUGAUGGUCAUGAAAAGGUUGAGCUGGAGACGGUAAAAGAAGAAAAACAGAAACAGCUGGGGGCAACACUGAGUGAAAUCAGGAGGAGACUUGAGAAGAAAGAGAAGAAAAUGAAGGAGACGAGGAGAGCUAUAGAACAGAUGAAGCUCUCUGUGGAAAGAGUGAUGGAGGAACAUAAUAAGAGCUUCAGUGAUCUGGUACAGAGCAUUGAGGAAGCCCACAAGGAACUGACUGAGAUGAUCAGAGAACGAGAAAAGAGAGAGAUGGAGAAGGCUGAAGGAGUCAUGGAGCAACUGGAGGAGGAGAUUGAGGAGCUGAAGAGACGAGAGGCUGAGCUGAAGGAGCUUUCAGAGAACAACCAACUCCACUUCCUACAGACUUUGUCAUCUCGCUGUGACCUUCCUGCUGAUGGAGGCUCUCUCAGCUUCAUUGUCACCACCGAUUUCUCUUCUGAGAUUCUCCUAAAGGAGCUAUCAGGUCUUAAAAGGCGUCUGGAGAAGAUCAGCCAGUGGAAAAUCCUGCCAUUGACUCCAUCAGGUCGUGAAGCUCCAAUCUUCACCAUACUGGCUCCUAGACCUCAGCGCAGAGAGGAGUUUUUACAAUACUUCUGUCCCCUCCUACUGGACAUCAACACGGCACACAGAGACCUCUGUCUGUCUAAAGGGAACAAGAAGAUGACACAUGAGGGGACAAAAACUGAAUAUCCUGAUCAUCCUGACAGAUUUGACUGCUGGUACCAAGUUCUCUGCAGAAAGGCUCUGAUUGGGACUCGCUGUUACUGGGAGGUGGAGGGCAGUGGAGGGGAUGUGGUGAUUGGAGUCGCAUAUAAAGGACUGAGCAGGAAAGGACAGGGUUUGGACAGCCUAUUUGGAUUAAAUGGCAAGUCCUGGUGUUUGUGGUGUUCUCAAACCCAGUACUUUGUGUGUCACAAUAACAAGUGGACUGAAAUCAGCACCCCCUACAGCACCAGAAUAGGUGUGUAUCUGGACUGGCCUGCUGGCUCUCUGUCAUUUUAUAGCAUCUCACACACAAUGACCCUCCUGCACAGGUUCAACAACUCCUUCACUGAGCCCCUCUAUCCAGGUUUUGGUUUUGGUCGUAACUCCAGUGUAACAAUCAGCCAUCUGACACCAUGUGAACACUGACCAGUACCCUCCACAGGUCACUUGAUGUCCUCACAAGCACACAAGGUCAUCAUUGUGUUUGUAGUUUCAGAGUAAAAUUAAAUUUGCAGGAUUUGGGGUCA
Polypterus senegalus (gray bichir) is the source of this 1798-nucleotide messenger RNA. RefSeq names its product tripartite motif-containing protein 16-like. Bases 24 to 1697 code for a protein of 557 amino acids. The record is from RefSeq and is a predicted model, not a curated record. The transcript is spliced from 6 exons. Gene Ontology annotation, molecular function: zinc ion binding; protein binding. NCBI's taxonomy places the organism in Eukaryota, Metazoa, Chordata, Cladistia, Polypteriformes, Polypteridae.